CCUUCAGGACCAUGGAUGUGGGAGGCUUCUAGUGUGGAAAAGGAUAGGGAUGAGCCUACUUAGACACCAGCACCCCCAGAAAUCGGGGCUGUCUCCAAAGUUAGGGUCAUUCCAUCUAAGGACUAGGGUGGUGUUCUGGGACGGGGAAAUGACUGCAAAGCCAAAACAGGCCUUUGGAGAGUUCAGUUGUGCCCAGAGGACCAACAGGUUGUAAAUGGGAUGUUCACUCCAAGGUCUCUGGAUGGUGGGACAGAAAAGUCACCCAUAGCCUCCCUUUCAUCAGAAACAGCCUCCUGGGCCCAGUCAUGCACCAAACACGGAGCACAGGAAGGAAGCCACCCAUCCCAUUCUGACCACUGAACUCUUAAAAGUCCCUGGUUUCUGGGCAGCUCUUUUUCCUCCUCUCCACAGCACUGGCUCUUUGCAGAACCUGUGGCCUCUUGGCUCCCUGUCCUUGUCCUCCUUCCAGUCCUUCCCCAUCAGGCUGCACAGAGGUGGACGCUGCAGGGAGAAAGAUAGUUCCCUGCUCUUGCAUGGGGGCUCCCACUGGUUCUGCAUGAAAUAGAGAACAGAAUGGAGGAAGAAGAGAUCAAAACUGUGGUCCAGAAGGAUCUUACUUGCUGAUGGCUAGUUCCCAGGGUUCUGUUUCCGCAGCUGGUCUUCUCCCCCUGCACAUGACCCUUCUUACUCUCUGGCCUGUUGCUGCUCUAGGCCUUGAUCCAAGCCCAGACUGCAGCAUUCACAAAACAGCAGCAGCUCUCAGGAGGGGGGCAGAUUUCUGACAGUGGGGAAGAUGACAGAGGCAGGGAAGUGGUAGGUUUGGACGUGGGUAUGGACAAGGAAAAGGACACAGUCUCUUCAUCCAGGAAUGAUGAUCUCUCUCACACACAGAUGUAGAUCUCUAAUAACAACUACACUACAGGACAGCCAAUGCUGAGCUCCUCUGGCCAAGCUCUAGACCCUAGAAUUUUGUCUCUUAAGAGAUUCGCUAAGUGAAAAUUUCCAUCUACUUUGUAAAGUUGUGCCAUUGUUCCAUCACCUUUCUGACCCUGCAUUUCUUCCUGGGGGUUCCGCAGUGUCCAAAACAGUGAGUAAUCCACAUAAGUACUUCAGAACAGAGGGCUGAGAACAAAGGCAAACAUCAGAAGGCCAGCACUCCAAUGGCACAAGAGCUCCACACCACGUGCCAGACCAACUUAAGAGUGCCACUUGCUCUGCGCACCAGUGAGGGAACUGGGUUUACAGAUGCAGCUAGGGAAGUUGUCAUAGGAUCCCUCUGUCUGAAGAAAAUCCUACAGGAACACAAAGUCUGUGGCCCAUGCACAAUCAGGUGGGGCUUGUGAGGAGCUGGGGUCUCUGCUCUCAAGCAGAGUAGAUUGCGUUCCAGUUCCAAUCCCAAUGACAUCACUUACUCAGUGCUCCUGGUCUCCUUCCUUGACUUGGAGGCAUUUUCUGUGCUUAGGGAAAGGUGCUAAUUGUGUGGAGGGCAGAUGUAAGGUGGCAGAGAACAAGGAGAUAGGUGUGUAGAAGGAAAUAAGAGGAAAGUGUACUGACUUCUACCCACAGUCAUGCCCGCACCAAACACUGCAAAAUCAGUUUCUUUUUUUGGCUUCCAUCAGAUACUCAUCCAUUUCUAUUGGGCCUCCAUGUUCUGACCCAUGUCCACCUCUCAGAAAUAUUACUUAACUAAAGUAACUGUUCCUGUUUACAUAGGCUUCUUAGCCUCUACCUUUGGAAGCCAUUAGCUUGGCAGCCAAAGGGUUCUGUGGUUAACUCAUAAAGCCCCACACCCCUCCCUCCAGAGCCUGGUAAUCUCUCACCCAUUGUUCUCUCUUCAUCCUGGACCCCUGAGCAUCAUGGCAACAUCCUGCCUCCUCACCUCUCACCCCAUCCCAUUGUUGCCUGUCUCCCACUCUAGUCCACUGCAGUCAUUUCAGUUACUCUGCCUCUGCCCCGCUGCCUGAAGAGCUCAUGUGAAGCCUCUCUGACUUAGUAUGUAUGAUUUUAGUAUGUGAACACAAACAACUUGUGUGACUGAACAUCAUUUUGUUUGCAAGACACCAACACCUGAACUGGUCAGGCUGUGUGCCCAGUGCUAAGAAGAACAAGAACCAUAUGGCCCAACGGACCACACUCUACAGACCAAGUGUAAAGCAUGCUGGGAUAAUGAACUAAUUCAAUUUUGUACCCAGUGACAAAGGAUCUGAAGAGUUGACCAAAGAGCAAGGCUAUUUGUGGUAAAGGUUAUCUUGGAGCAGUUUGAGAGUUCAGAAGGGACUCAACCAGGUCCCAGAAACAUUCGGGGUGAUUUGAUGGAAGAACCUGCUUUCAUGGUGCCCACACGCUGCAGUUCCUGAACCUCCCUUUUGGGGGUUGCGGGGUGGGGGGGGAUUUGAAUGCUGAGUGACAGACAGACUGUUAAUGCUACAUUACAGACCAGACUCAGAAAGGCGAAGAGUCAGCCAGACCGGGCAGUACCACGGGCCAGUCCUUCUCAAAGGCCUCUUCUAACCCAGGCGAGCCAAGUAGCACACAGGGCUCAGCUCUGGUGCCCAACAUUGCACUACCACAAAAUUGCUGGGAAAACUCAGCUAACUAGAACGGAGCGCCGGCUCAAUCCACUGUCUCUGAACGACUCACCCCUCAGGGUCAUCAUGCCACGCUACCGCAGUACGACACGCCAGCCGCGGGUGGGGCACCGGAGCGGGCGCGGGGCGGGGCACUGCGGGCGAGCGAGCAGGCGCUGGGGCUCGAGGAAGUCCCGGCCCCUCUCUUUGGGGAAGUACCGCGGAGGCGCCUGCGCACUGCGCCUGCGCCCCCUCCCCGGCGACCAGCGGGACUUCGGAGCGCGCGGGUGGCGUGACUCGGGGACGCGGCGCACACAGGGCCAGAAGAGGCAGACAGGCCUCCCUCGAUGUCCAGCCAUGAUGCAGCCCCCUCAGGACCUCCCAGUCGAAAUCCCUGCUGCUUGUGCUGGUGCUGCUGCUGUAGCUGUUCCUGGAACCAAGAACGGCAACGAGCUUGGCAGGUUUCCCGGGAAAGCAAGCUGCAACCCCUCCCCAGCUGUGAAGUCUGCACUCCACCAAGCCCUGAGGAAGUACAGAGCUGGGCACAGUCCUUUGACAAGUUGAUGCAUAGCCCCACGGGCCGCAGUGUAUUCCGGGCAUUCCUGCGCACAGAAUACAGUGAGGAGAACAUGCUCUUCUGGCUGGCUUGUGAGGAGUUGAAAACAGAGGCUGACCGACAUGUGGUGGAUGAGAAGGCGCGACUUAUCUAUGAGGACUACGUGUCCAUCCUGUCCCCCAAGGAGGUGGGCCAGAUGCAGGGAUGAGUGGGGGUGACCUGGGAAGGCACUGCCCCUCCCCCUGACCUUGGUGCCUGCCACACAGGUCAGCCUGGACUCCCGUGUUCGAGAAGGCAUCAAUAGGAAGAUGCAAGAACCAUCACCACACACAUUCGACGACGCACAGCUGCAGAUCUACACCCUCAUGCACCGGGACUCCUACCCUCGCUUCCUCACCUCCCCCACCUACCGCUCUCUGUUACUCCAGGGGGCCCCACAGUCCUCUGAGGCCUAGGUCAUUUGUCACACAGAUGUUCUCCCAUGGGCAGCCUAGGGGUGGCCCUGCUCCACUUGGCUGAAAUAGACUGCAAUGCCAUGUUCUGCUCUGUCCUAGCCUGCUCCUACUGGGGGUUCUCCUACAUGGUGCCUCAGACCACCACCCUCCAGUCGUGUGCCCAGGAGAUGUUCUCAUGGAGAACAUCCUGUAUAGCAACAAGUUUGUAGCAGGAGAACGUUAAUUCCUCAGAAGCAGAUAUAGAACCUCAGAGUCAGACUCAAAUGAAGAGCCCAUUUAUAUUUUAUAUAUUAACUUUAAAGUUGUCCAUACUGUAUGUUUUAUCAAAAGAAAAAAAGAGACCUUUCACAUUUGUGUGUAUUCCUCUACAUGCCAAAAACAUGAUAUAGUAUUCUGUGUAUUUUAAAAACAGAAGCCUCUGUUUAUCCCACAGUUGGAGGAGGAGGAGGUUGGAGAAAAGGACUAUCUAUCCAGAUUCUACCUUGUGUGCUGUCCCAUAGCAUUGGCCUUAGUAGGUGACUAUUGUGGGCCCUGUCCAGGGUCUGGCUCUAGAAACUGGCCUCAACUCUACAGUGGUCAGCACCCAACAAAGGCUUGAGAUGCAACUGGAGAUGAUGUAAAACCUAAAACCCUUGUGUACUUGAUGAAAUGCCUUUCCAGAGGCUGGUGGGGACAAAGCGGAUGGUAUGGUCUUUCCAAAGAAGCUAGGCACAGCAUCUUAAUCUUACCGGUCCAAUAAAGCAACACACUCGCUA
This is a messenger RNA of Rattus norvegicus (Norway rat), 4333 nucleotides long. Lineage: Eukaryota; Metazoa; Chordata; Mammalia; Rodentia; Muridae. The record is from RefSeq and is a predicted model, not a curated record.